Messenger RNA from Pseudophryne corroboree (corroboree frog), 5155 nucleotides. Its product is annotated as gastrula zinc finger protein XlCGF26.1-like. NCBI's taxonomy places the organism in Eukaryota, Metazoa, Chordata, Amphibia, Anura, Myobatrachidae. Gene Ontology annotation, biological process: regulation of transcription by RNA polymerase II. The transcript has 7 exons. The record is from RefSeq and is a predicted model, not a curated record. Bases 275 to 1987 code for a protein of 570 amino acids. Gene Ontology annotation, molecular function: RNA polymerase II cis-regulatory region sequence-specific DNA binding; DNA-binding transcription factor activity.
AUACGUAAUUAGGGGGAGGAGCUAGGCCAGCUGGAUAGUUCUAGCAACUACUCCACCAACUACUCCGGACCGGAAGUAUGUUGGAACGCAAGGACCGGAAGUCUGAUGGAACGCAAGGACCGGAAGUCUGGUGGAACGCAAGGACGGAAUUGAGGUGAAACGUUUAGGCCUGAUGUCUCCGUGAGAGGAUGUGGUGAGGUGACUAGUAAGGGAACGUUCAGCAGUGAGGAUCCAGAGAGUCAUUACUAGAAGCCACGUGUAUAAAUCACUGAAGAUGAACAAGAACAGGAGUCACACUACUGAGAGGAUAUUACAUCUCACCGUGGAGAUCAUCUACCUACUGACUGGGGAGGAUUACACAGUAGUAAAGAAGACAUGUUGUGAUCAAAAGACAGCCAGCAGCCAUCCCCAUGUGUCAGGAGGACUGAGCAGGACCCAGAGCCCCAUCACAGUGCCUCCACCUCACUCACUGAUACAUGAGAGGCACAAUGACCAGAAGAUCCUGGAACUCACCAACAAGAUCAUUCAGCUGCUGACUGGAGAGGAGGGGGAGUAUAUAGAGGAACACAGCGGUCUGUACAAGGACGUGAUGAUGCAGAAUCACCGGCCCCUCACAUCACUGGAUGGGCCCAGUAACAGAGAUACCCCAGAGAGAUGUCCCCGUCCUCUGUAUUCCCAGGACUGUACAGAGGAGAAUCACAGGAUCCCACAGGAAGAUCAGGGUGAAGACUUGACUGAUGUUAAGGUAGAAGUCAUAGAGGGAGAAGAAGAGACGUAUGUGAGGGGUGAUCAGCAGUGUAAGGAGGAGGAAAUCCCUACAGAUAUCAGCACAGGUGGAUGUAGCAGGAAUAUCUCAGAGGACCAUCUCGUUUUAUCUCCAUAUUGGAAAACAGAAGAUAACAUUGCACAAGAUUAUCCAGGAGAAAACCCCAUUACCCCAAUUAUACAUCCAGUGGCUCGCAGUGCAGAUGUAUCCUCUAUCUAUCAUCGGGAAUAUUCUCUUGAUAACUCUAAUAUUGAUAAAUAUAUUGCAACACUUAGAGUAGAAAAUAUAUUUCCGUCUUCUAUAGUUACCACGUCUAUUACUCAGAACACAAAGCUUAUUACCCAUCAGUCCGGUGUGACAGAUGAGAGGCCAUUUCCAUGUUCUGGAAACGGAUCAGUUCCCGUUUCACGUCACAGAAUUUACCGAGGUGUGAAACCAUUUUCAUGUUCUGUGUGUGGGAAAUGUUUUCCAAAGAAAUCGACUCUUGUUAUACAUCAGAGAAGUCACACAGGGGAGAAAUUAUUUCCAUGCGCUGAGUGUGGGAAAUGCUUUACAUAUAAAUCUGUUCUUGUUUCACAUAAAAGACUUCACACAGGUGAGAAACCAUUUGCAUGUUCUGAGUGUGGAAAAACUUUUAGUGCCAAAUCAUCCCUUAUUACACACCAGAGAAUUCACACAGGGGAGAAACCAUUUCUGUGUACAGAGUGUGGGAAAUGUUUUACACACAAAUCCUCCCUUGUUACACAUCAGAGAACUCACACAGGGGAGAAACCAUAUUCUUGUCUUGAGUGUGGGAAAUGUUUUACACAGAAAUAUGAUGUUGUUAUACAUCAGAGAUGUCACACCGGGGAGAAACCAUUUUCAUGCUCUGAGUGUGGGAAAUGUUUUACACACAAAUCGGAUGCUGUUAGACAUGAGAGAAUUCACACAGGUGUGAAGCCCUUUACUUGUGCCGAGUGUGGGAAAAGUUUUACAAAGAAAUCGGCUCUUGUUACGCAUCGAAGAAUUCACACGGGGGAGAAACCAUAUACUUGUCUGGAGUGUGGGAAAUGUUUUACACAGAAAUAUGAUGUUGUUAUGCAUCAGAGACGUCACACUGGUGAGAAGACACCGGCAUGUCCCGAGAGUGGGAAAUGUUUGACACAGCAAGCACAUCUUGUUACACAUCAGAGAACUCACACGGACGAGGUGCUGUUUUCAUAUUCUGAUUGUGGGAAAUGACUAAGAUCAAAUCUUAAAACUAUACUUUAUUUGUAAAGGUGGAACUUUGCGCGUCUGUAUGUGGAAAGUACUUCUAAGAACAAGUCUCAUUAUGCAUAGCAUUACUCAUGACAUAUGCUCUUUAUUAUCUAUUUAGAUUUAUGUUACUACCAAAGUUACAGCCACAAUUGUGUUCUUGUGUGUUUCUUACUUUUCUACCUUCAUUGCAGGUCACUGGAUUAUCCUGGUCUAUAGAGUGCUGUGAUAAGGAGCUUGGUCACUUUAAUACUUCAAGUUCCUCUUUACCCCUUGGCUGCCUGAGAACUUGUUUAAUGUCCGCUUAUAGCAGUCAUUCUGGGUUUUUCCGUUUCUCCCUAGCUGUGACCUGUGUUUUCUGCAGCGCCAUAUCCUCUUUUGGAUUGUGCAGCUGUAAUGUCCUUUUCUCUGUGUCAAGGAAAGGGGCUUCAUCCAGGAAUGGACGAAGGCAAACUUCCUGCUUUUUACAUCACUCCAUAUUUACGUAAAACCAGUCCAUAUUUUUUGCCCUGUACGUACGGCAUGUGAGGCAGAGGACCAGUGGUUAUGCUCACCUGCAAGUGUAGUCCCUGAGAUAGUGGAGCCAGAUGGGACCAGGUCUCUUCAGAAGGUCACUCAGCUUGCAUCAUGUCUUUUGGAUCUUAGCAGAGCGUCUCCUCCCCUUCCUCCAUAAGAGUGAUGGGAUCCUGGUUAGUGACUUUGGUCUCGAUGAGGACUCUGACAAGCCACCUUUGGCAUCCACUGCAACAAUACCUGACUGCCCACAUUUUCUCCAAAGUUUGCCAUGAUCAGUGCAAAGUCUGUUGCAGCUGUCCUUUUGCUUACAGAUAUUGUGACCGUUGCCACCCCUUCUAGACCAUGGAAGCGGUAGUCUCCAGGGAUUCCCCAAUCUCGGUAGUCAGACUGUGACUUUUCCUUCCAGAAGGAAGUCAAAGCGGUGGAAGGCUCCAUCACUUAGGUAUUUUCAUGUUCCGAAAAAGAUGAAACGAAAAUUUGGGAAAGUAUGAUCCAAUGUGUUCCAAUUUAGGGGGUUAUGUGGCUUGGAUCGCACAAGUGAUGCCCUGUACAGUUUCCCCGAUAUGUCAGCCCUUCACCUUUUAGAUUGUAAGCUCAUAAGUAUACUCUAUACUCCCUUUUGGUGGCACCUAACCCCUGGUUUCCUAUACCUGUCCUAUAUACUUGAACUGUAAGUGCUGUUUUCUGGUUUGCUCAUUAGAUUAUGUACUGUGUAAUGGGCGCUGCAGAUCCCUUGUGGCGCCAUAUAAAGGAUAAUAAUAAGUAUAAGUAAUGUGCUUUGGUAUGCAGCUCUCGAUUGAGGUCUGUCAAAUCCGUUAGGGCGUGAGGGGUGAGAAUAAUAACACAUUUUACAGUAAGGGAGUACGCAGGCCUAAAACGUGACUGUGAUGGAGAUAAUGAAUUAUAUGAAGUAUCACAGGUUACUGCAAAUAGAGAACUUUAAAAACAUCAAAAUAAAAUAAUGAAAAAAAUCAUAGAAAACAGUAUUGCAAUAAUAACAUACGUGGUUAAAAGGUUGUCUCACCUCAGACUUUUUCAUGAAAUAUGCACUUUAUUGGCAUCGUUAUUGUGACAUCAUUACAAUGCCUGAGUUUGUGCGAUUCAGAUGCUAACCUGUCAAAUAAGCCAAGAAAUAUGUCUGGUAUGAGUGAGCCGUGCCCAUGUUUACACCAUGUAUCAUUGUGUUUUAUUCACCAACUUUAUACUAAUUCCUUUGCAAUAUACUAAUCCUAAGUGUCCAGUACACUGGGAGUGACUUAGGGGGUCAUUCCGAGUUGAUUGUAGCUGUGCUAAGUUUAGCACAGCUACGCUCGUAAACUCAGACAUGCGGGGGGGCGCCCAGCACAGGGCUAGUCCGCCCUGAAUGUCCGUACCGCCCCUUCCCCCCCCCCCUGCACAAAUACAAAAGCAUCACACAGCGGCGAUGCCUUUGUAUUUGAGGAGUAACUCCUGGCUCCUGCUGGCCGCUACAGACCGCCCCACCAACCGUCCUGCCACGCCUGCGUUGGCCGGACCGCUCCCUCUAAACGGCGGCUUAGCGCCGCCGUUCAGCCCCCUCCCGCCCAGCGACCGCGUCUGUCUCGGAGGCGAUCGCUGGGCACCGAUGACUGCCAUGCACCGGCGCACUGCGGAGCCGGCGCAUGCGCAGUUCCGACCCGAUCUCUGCACUGCGACAAACUGCAGCGAGCGAUCGGGUCGGAAUGACCCCCUUAGUGUGCAGCUACGAUGCAAUUAAGGUGCAAAAUGUAGGAAAAUGUCAAAGUCUGAGAAGUGCUACGCAUGGCAGAUUGUGCCAAAUGGCACUAGAAGGAUACAUCUAUGAGGAAACAUAUGUAAGGUCCGCCUUGCCAAUCAAUGUAAAUUAUGUAUGAAAAAUUGUAUUUUCAAACUGGAUGUCAAAUAGCAAUUCUGUUAUUAACAUGCCAAGUGAUCGACUUUAGCCAUAAGACAGGUCUGGUUGUAAAAGAGUGUAUGUUGUAGCAAGUUCAGGAUUUCUGAAAUGUUAAUCCUUUUAUUUGUCUGAAAUUAUUAUUAAUUAUAGCCUGUAUGUCUUUUUUUUACAUUGGCCCUCAUUCCGAGUUGUUCGCUCGCAAGGCGAUUUUAGCAGAGUUACACACGCUAAGCCGCCGCCUACUGGGAGUGAAUCUUAGCUUCUUAAAAGUGCGACCGAUGUAUUCGCAAUAUUGCGAUUACAAACUACUUAGCAGUUUUUGAGUAGCUUCAGACUUACUCUGCCUGUGCGAUCAGUUCAGUGCUUUUCGUUCCUGGAUGACGUCACAAACACACCCAGCGUUCGCCCAGGCACUCCCACCGUUUCUCCGGCCACUCCUGCGUUUUUUCCGGAAACGGUAGCGUUUUCAGCCACACGCCCCUAAAACGCCGUGCUUCCGCCCAGUAACACCCAUUUCCUGUCAAUCACAAUGCGAUCGUCGGAGCGAUGAAAAAGCCGUGAGUAAAAAUACUAUCUUCAUAGUAAAGUUACUUGGCGCAGUCGCAGUGCGAACAUUGCGCAUGCGCACUAAGCGGAUUCUCACUGCGAUGCGAUGAAAAACUCCGAGCGAACAACUCGGAAUGAGGGCCAUUGUUUUGUUAAUGUAGCUAAUAUUUUUUGGAUUAAAAUACAUUUAAUCUAGCAUA